AUGGAUUUCUGUGGCCCGUUCUUGUAUCGAUCUGAAGUACGCAAUAAACCUGCUACUAAAUGCUACAUCUGCCUCUUUGUUUGCUUUAGCACAAAGGCUGUACACUUUGAGUUGGCUGCGAAGAAAAACAUCAAUUUCGCGCAAAAUUUUGGAGAUAGCCAAACAUCAGCAGGAGACUUAAGCCAUCAGAACCUUGAAGAUUACCAAACAUCAGCAACGACGCCCACAGCACAUUCAACGCCAUUGGUCGCCAACAACUCUCAACCCUACAACAUUCCAGCUACAUUGUUCGGUCGUGGAAUACAGACAGUAGAAGUCAGCGGAGAUUAGAUAUAUAUAUAAAUUUUAUCUGUUAUUAAUUUUAUUAUUAUAAUAUCUAAUAUAAUAAUAAUAUUAUAAUAAUAGUAUUAUAAUAUUAUUAUUUUUAUUACUACUUUAAUUGCUAUUAUUAUCAUUAUUAAUAGAAUUAUUAUUAGAUCGUACCUUUACACCAUUAUUUAUUACGGUAUGCAUAAAAGAACGCUUUCUAACCUUAUAAGUAAGGCAAAAGCUUAUUAUAAAG
Rhagoletis pomonella (apple maggot) is the source of this 562-nucleotide messenger RNA. RefSeq lists its product as uncharacterized. Lineage: Eukaryota; Metazoa; Arthropoda; Insecta; Diptera; Tephritidae. The coding region runs from base 1 to 330 and encodes 109 amino acids. The transcript is spliced from 5 exons. The record is from RefSeq and is a predicted model, not a curated record.